Habropoda laboriosa is the source of this 1755-nucleotide messenger RNA. RefSeq lists its product as uncharacterized. The transcript is spliced from 11 exons. Gene Ontology annotation, cellular component: plasma membrane. Bases 1 to 1755 code for a protein of 584 amino acids. Lineage: Eukaryota; Metazoa; Arthropoda; Insecta; Hymenoptera; Apidae. The record is from RefSeq and is a predicted model, not a curated record.
AUGGAGGCUGUCCGGGAUGGAGGCAUCUACGGCUACACGAAGCCAGGAGGUGUGAGUCACUGCAUGAGCGACUAUAUCGCCGUGUACACGGGUCCGACAACGUCGAGUCCUGUUUUGGGGAUGCUCUGCGGCAAGGAGAAAACGAUGUUCACGCACUACGGCCAGAAACUGCUGGUCGAGUUCAGAACGGGACCAGAAGUGUCACCGUUCAAUUACACCGGUUUCGUCGCAACUCUCUCGUUCAUAGAGAACACCACAGAAGCACCAACAACAGUGACCAUGGACAGCACGAAUAAAAGUGUGGACACGAUUAAAUCGGUCGCUGCCGGUGGUUACAACGUCCACGAUAACAGUCCAGAUCAUCACGAUCAUCGAAAGGAUCAAGGUUCGGCGUCGAGCAGCUGUGAUCUCGAAAUCAGCGGCGAGAAAGUCAGAGCUGAUCAUCACGACACCAGAGGAAAGCUCAAGUCCACUACGUGCAGGCUCGUGCUUCGCGGACGUGCUUAUGACACUGGACACGUUUUAUUGGCCAGCUACAAUCUCAGCGCCCAGGAGUGCCAAUCGUCGAUCGAAAUAUUCGAUGGUCUUCUUGAAGGAGGGAUGCUCGGCACCGUGAAGUCUCUCGGGAGAAUCUGCAGUCCUGCGCAGAGGCUUCCACGAGAAUUCAUGCAACAAGAUACGUACGUAGAGCCGAAAAGGUACUCGUCUAAUGGCAGAGAUAUGACGGUCGUUCUCAGACGAGCCUCGAAUAGCCCCACCGACGAGGAAUACAUGGACGUCUCUUAUUACUUCCACGAUGAACACGAGGGUGGCACUCAACAGCCGGCCAGCGUGUGCGACGUCGAAUAUUACGGAUUGACGUCACCGGUGAACGGUUCCGUGGUGCAUCCGGAGCCUCACCGAUUAUUCGCCAUGAAGGGGCCUAUAAAAUGCAGGCAGAACUUCAUUCCAGCGGCUAAUCAGUCGGUCAUCAUUCGCGUGGAGAGCAGCUCGAAGCAGAGCCCAAACAACCCUUGCGAAACCAAGUGCGGAGACAGCGGCUGUCACUGCGUCAGCAACAAGUCCCUGGAGAACGUAGACCACCUUCUGCUCGUCUCUGAAACCGAUCACAUCGUCACCUGCCUCUGCGGAAAUUAUCAGGACUGGCUGCCAGUCGGUAUACGUAGCUGGACGCCUGUGUACAUCGAAUGGUGGAGGUCCUCGAAGGCAGGCCUCAAUUUCCGUGCGGAUUACGAGUUUAUCAAGGACACUUACUGCGGUUAUCACACAACGACCAAGCCGGAAGGCGAGGUCAAUGGCGGUGACCUGGCCAGUAGCGGCUUAAAGCUCAAUCAGUACUAUCAGCAGAAGUGCACAUGGAUUCUCGAUUCCACGACAGAUCGACAGCUCACCAUCGAAAUAAAAUCUACACAGAGCCGUCCCUGCACCGCAUGGAAUCUAACGAUACACGAGUUCAGCAAGGACGGCGAUCCAGCUGGACCACGAUUGUACACAUUCUGCUCGAGAGACAUACACAAGUAUUUCACCCUUCCGUGGAAGAAGAACACCGUGGUGGUUAGAUUGCAAGCUUUAGGAAGAACCGCGCCGGAAUACACGAUGAAAUGGCGGAGCCAAUCGGUGAUCGCAAAUACGCACAAGAGCGGACCAUCGCCGGCGCCGAAUCACGUUCUCGAUUCCUCGAGCGGAAACGGGAAACGGGAAGCGCGAAUCCUAAUUCUGCUCGCGGCGCUACUAGCUUACGCGGCCGGUUGUUGA